Messenger RNA from Suillus discolor, 222 nucleotides. RefSeq lists its product as uncharacterized. Lineage: Eukaryota; Fungi; Basidiomycota; Agaricomycetes; Boletales; Suillaceae. Bases 1 to 222 code for a protein of 73 amino acids. The record is from RefSeq and is a predicted model, not a curated record. The transcript has a single exon.
AUGUACACUAAAAUUAAUUUUUUGAUAGGGUACAAGCUACGGCAGCAGAUUGGAAAGGCUCUACAACAUUGUCCGGAUGCAAUCCAUAAUGCAAUUAAUCGCUACAACACUCAAGCUGUAGCACUCAAGCCACCACAACCGAAGAUUUCAUGGAAAGAUAUUGCUGACUAUGGUUUUCUAGGUGAAUUCGAUCUUCUGCGAUAUUCUUGCAAUGAUAUUUGA